Ziziphus jujuba (common jujube) is the source of this 2707-nucleotide messenger RNA. RefSeq names its product protein INVOLVED IN DE NOVO 2. The coding region runs from base 416 to 2401 and encodes 661 amino acids. The record is from RefSeq and is a predicted model, not a curated record. Gene Ontology annotation, biological process: gene silencing by siRNA-directed DNA methylation. The transcript is spliced from 8 exons. Lineage: Eukaryota; Viridiplantae; Streptophyta; Magnoliopsida; Rosales; Rhamnaceae.
UCCGAAAGUACCCCCCAACCCUCCUCCAUGAGUUAUGACUUUCCCAACAGUCAGCUCUGCAAAAAGCGACAUCUUAAUGCUUUCAAUGCAAUCUCCACGCGCUGUAAAAUGCGCGUGCACACAACCCGUCUCUCAUAGUGGAAGACACACAAAACUCACACAGACAGAGUCACACUCGCUGGCUCGCUGGGCUCGCUCGCACAGUCUCCAAUUCGGAGUUUUUUAUUUAUUUUAAUUUGGUCUUUCAUUGUCUUGUCGAGGUCGCGCGGUUCUAUAACCUCUUCUUUUGACUACAGCGCUCACCUCCCCUCACUGUUCCUCUGGUCGGAGUCGGAACCCCCUAAGCUCUGUCUCUGAGAAUCCGACUCUGCUGGGACUUCCAAAUUUUUUAAGGUGAUUUGUUUAACUGAGUUUAAUGGGGGAAAUUUCAAAUGAACAAACAUCAAAGAAAAGAACUUUAAGUGAAAUUGAAGUCGAGUAUGUAGAAAAAUGCUACGGAGAGCUGAAGAAUGGAAAAAAAGUGAAAAGUUCUGAAACGACUUUUGCAUGCCCUUAUUGCCCAAAGAGGAAAAAGAAGGAUUAUCUGUAUAAUGAGAUCCUGCAACAUGCAACUGGGGUGGGGAAUAGCAGUUCGGAUAAGAGAAGUGUAAAAGAAAAGGCCAAUCACUUGGCUUUGGAAAUGUAUUUGGAAAAAGAUUUAGCUCCUGCUGCUGGAGAUGGUCCAUCGAAACAGCAAGAGAAUGGUCAAUCCAAAGAUCUAUCUAAACCCAUGGAUGGUUCGAAGAAACCUGUGGAUGAGGGUGAUACUAAUAUUCAAUGUGACCAUGAUGAGAAGUUUGUAUGGCCUUGGACAGGGAUUGUGGUUAAUAUUCCGACUAGACUGGCAGAGGAUGGGCGAUAUGUUGGAGAAAGUGGAUCGAAAUUGAGAGAUGAGUUGAUAAGGAGAGGGUACAAUCCUAUACGUGUGCACCCUCUAUGGAAUUACCGAGGUCAUUCGGGAACUGCUGUUGUGGAAUUCAACAAAGGUUGGCCUGGAUUGCAUAAUGCUCUUUCGUUUGAGAGAGCUUAUAAGGCUGAUCUUCAUGGGAGGAAAGAGUGGUUGGCUGAAAGUGAAGAAAAAUCUGGUCUCUAUGGUUGGGUUGCUCGUGCUGAUGACUAUAAGUUAACCAACAUAGUCGGAGAACACCUACGGAAGAUUGGAGACCUUAGAACCAUUUCUGAGAUUAUGGAGGAAGAAGCUAGGAAGCAGGAUAAACUUGUAAUGAACCUGAAUAAUAUCAUUGAGGAAAAGAACAAGCAAAAGAUAGAGAUGGAGCAGAAAUGUAAUGAAAGUUCAACCCACAUCACCAAAUUAAUGGAAGAAAAGGACAAGCUUCUUCAGACUUAUAAUGAAGAGAUCAAAAAGAUUCAGAUGAGUGCAAGAGAUCACUUUCAGAGGAUUUUUAAUGACCAUGAAAAACUUAAGUUCCAAUUGGAAUCUCAAAAGAAGGAGCUUGAGGUGCGCGGAACAGAAUUAGAGAAGCGUGAGGCAAAGAACGAAAGUGAAUCAAAAAGGCUUGCUGAGGAAAUUGAGCAGAAUACUAUAAGAAAUAGUGCUCUUGAAUUGGCUGCUUUGGAGCAACAAAGGGCUGAUGAAAAUGUAAUGAAACUGGCUGAAGAUCAGAAGAGGCAAAAAGAGGAGCUCCACAAUAAAAUAAUUCUGCUCGAGAAGAAACUAGAUGCGAAGCAAGCGCUUGAAUUGGAAAUUGAGCAACUGAGAGGGACAUUGAAUGUUAUGAGGCACAUGGGGGAUGAUGGUGAUGAAGAAGUUCUGAAAAAGAUGGAGGCAAUUCUCAAAGAAUUGAGAGAAAAGGAAGGGGAGUUUGAAGAUUUAGAAGCUCUGAAUCAAACUCUAAUUGUCAAAGAGCGCAAGAGCAACGAUGAGCUGCAGGAAGCUCGUAAAGAAUUGAUUAAUGGUUUGAAUGAAAUAUCCAGUCGUGCCACUAUAGGUGUUAAGAGAAUGGGAGAACUUGACAGUAAACCAUUCUACGAAGCAAUGAAGAAAAAGUAUCAUGAGGAAGAAGCAGAAGAGAAAGCCUCGGAGCUGUGCUCACUAUGGGAGGAAUUUCUCAAGGACCCAGACUGGCAUCCUUUUAAAGUUACUGUAGUUGAUGGGAAAGAAAAGGGAUUUAUAAAUGAUGAAGAUGAAAAAUUGAAAGGUUUGAAGAAGGAAAUGGGCGAUGAAGUAUACAAAGCUGUGACCACUGCUUUAAUUGAGAUAAACGAAUACAAUCCAAGCGGGAGGUAUAUAACCUCAGAACUGUGGAACUAUAGUGAAGGACGAAGGGCUACUUUGAAAGAAGGAGUUGAAUUUCUUAUGAAGCAAUGGCGACUAAGAAAGGCCCGGAUGGAAAUGGCUUGAAGGUUGGUAGUUCCUUUUUGCUAAAAAAUGUACUGAAGUCCUUGGAAACUUGAGGACUUGCAAUAAGAUUGAAGGAGUAGCCACAUUGUUCAACGGUGAUGUAUCUUUUAGAGCAUUCGUAUUUAUGUUUCUGUACGUUAUUGAGAUUCAUAAUGUCAUGGGGAUUUCUAUCUCUGAAAACUAAGGAGCUUUGUUGGGAAAAUGCGCGGCUGGGAAACAUUUUAGAAUAUGUACUUAUCCAUGUAGAAAUAUUUUUAAUAAUCCUUUUCUUAAAUUUUCAGAUUACAAAACUUUGGGUCAAUCAAA